AUGCACGUCCACACACACACAAACGAAUAUAAGGAGGUAAAUAGCCCUCAUUCCUUUUUUUUGUUUGUUUCCUUCCUUUCAUCUUCUUUUGUUCCUUUCGCCCAUUUCAUUCUUUCCUUUCCAUUAUGCACUACACGAUGCCCUCGCAUUGGCGGCGCAACACGUCACUCAUUUUCUUCCUUUUCUCCUGGCGCCCCUUCCUUUUUUUUUUCCUUCAUUCAUCUCCGGAUUCACUCCUCUGCUCGUGGCACUGGUACUCAACACUUUGAAAGGAAGAAUGACGAGGGGAAUCAUUUCAUGGUGAAACAAAAGAAAAUAAGAGGGAUAAAAGAAAAAACAGCGAUUACCCCACGGGCUUCACUUCACUUCACUUCGCUCCCUUUCCUUCUGUCUGGUCGUACCGUUGCGCUUUCGCUCUCAUUUAUUGUUUAUCAUUACCAUUAUCAACACCACUCUAACCACUACUCCCAAUUCCCCACCACUCACCACCAACCUCCUUUUGCCGUUACAUCAAACAAUAAAGAAAAGGAAAAGCACGAGGUAAAGUGGAAGAGGGGAAUUAAAAACAGAGGAGAGGUCUGA
Messenger RNA from Trypanosoma brucei brucei TREU927, 582 nucleotides. RefSeq lists its product as hypothetical. The transcript has a single exon. The record is from RefSeq and is a predicted model, not a curated record. The coding region runs from base 1 to 582 and encodes 193 amino acids. NCBI's taxonomy places the organism in Eukaryota, Euglenozoa, Kinetoplastea, Trypanosomatida, Trypanosomatidae.